AUGGCAGCCGCUAUGGCCAUGUUUACGCAGAGGGAGAGCAUCGUGGACGAUUACGCUCUAGGCGAUUGCAUUGGGAAAGGCGCAUUCGGAUCAGUGUACAAGUGUCUUAAUAGAAGAACGGGCGAGACAGUUGCCAUCAAACAAGUCAAGUUGGCAAACAUUCCUAAAUCUGAGCUGGGAAUGAUCAUGAUGGAAAUCGACUUGCUCAAAGAACUCAAACAUUCCAAUAUCGUCAAGUACAAGGGAUUUGUCAAGACAAAGGACUACCUCAACAUUGUUAUGGAACUAUGUGAGAAUGGAUCUCUGCAAAGCAUCUCUAAAAAGUUUGGCAAAUUCCCUGAACACUUGGUCGCUGUAUAUCUUGCUCAAGUUCUCGAUGGACUGUUGUAUCUCCAUGAUCAGGGUGUUAUACAUCGAGAUAUUAAGGGUGCCAAUAUCUUGACGACAAAAGAUGGUCUCGUCAAACUGGCAGAUUUUGGUGUUGCCACUAAAUUGGCAGACAUGGCUGACCGUGCUGUAGUCGGAAGUCCAUAUUGGAUGGCACCAGAGGUUAUUGAACUGUUGGGUGCAACAACAGCGUCUGACAUAUGGAGUGUGGGUUGUACAGCUAUAGAGUUGAUUCAAGGUCAACCACCUCAUCACAAUCUUGCUCCAAUGUCGGCAUUGUUUCGUAUUGUUCAGGAUGAACAUCCUCCUCUCCCGGAAGGAAUAUCUGGGAGUCUGAGAGACUUCUUGUUACAGUGUUUUCAAAAGGAUUGUAAUUUACGAGUGUCGGCUAAGAAGCUUCUGAGGCAUCCAUGGAUAUUACAUGCCAGGAAGAAGAUAUCAGCUUCUCCACAUCAGUAUUCAGAAGCAGUCAACACUGUGCGGCAGUGGAAUGAAAUCUUGCAAGCACCACCAACUGCGCCUGUCUCCUUACCUCCUCCGCGAACUUCCAAAUUCAGUAGCAUGUCACGGAAAUCCUCAGCAGAGGAAAGCAAGCAGUUGCUGUUGGCUGUGCCUGAACAAGAUGAGAUUCGUUGGGAUGAUGAUUUCGUGGAAAACAUACCAGAUGUAAUGCCUCAGCCAAAGACACGGCAUCAAGGCAGUUUGCCGCCUUUGCCUCCAUUGCCUAGACCUCCAAGUUUUGUCGUGAAAGAUACUACCCCGUUAGUGAUAACCUCCAUGGAGCAAGAGAGCGAUGUUUGGGAUGAGGAUUUCGCUGCCUUUGAUGCGAAUAUAUCUGCUAAACUGGCAUCAGAUUCAUGGACAAACCCAUCGGCCACCGCAAAGCAAUCUAAACAGGGAAUAGCAUCGAAGCCGUUAUUUCCUGUCAAAGCCAUAUCUGAUACUCAAAAGACACUACCACGUAUGCCCCCUCCCAUGACCAGGGUUGGAUCUUCUAGUUCCACCUCGUCACGACCACCCACACCAGCUGAUGCAAUCCUCAACAAGUACACCGAAGAGAUAUCCGAUGAUUACUCUGACGUUCUCAAGACCGAGACGGAUGCUACUGUAGAUGAUUCUAAAAUAAAGGUGUCUGUUCUUGAAGACGAUUGGUUGGAUGGUGGUGGAUCUGAUAGUGAAGAUGAGGAUCCGUUUCUCACGUUGGUGGAAGACAUGGAUGACGCUGAGAACAUUGGCAAAGAUGCAUAUACCCGUGCAUCAAAAACAGUCAUGGAACUUAUUGCUCAACUUAGGCCAAGUGAAUCUGAGGAGGUCUUGAUCAUGACUUGUGAUCAACUUGUGAGCAUCUUCAAAUCAAAUCCAGAGAUGCGAAAGAAUCUGAUAACGCAUCAUGCAGUCAUGCCUAUCGUUGAAAUGUUGGAAGGUUGUGACAAGAAUGUGGUUUUGUUGAGAAUUCUUGGAGUUAUCAAUCAGUCCAUCGAAAACAACACUGAACUACAAGAAAACCUGUGCUUAUUGGGUGCGCUGCCAGUUAUUAUGAGUUUCACGUCUCCGGUUCAUGACUCUGAUAUUCGUCUGGAGGCUGCUCAAUUUGUCCAGCAAAUGUGUCGGACCAGCACAUUGACCUUACAAAUGUUUAUUUCAUGUCGUGGCCUGCCAGUCCUUGUCAACUUUCUGGACGAAGAUUACUCAAAGCAUAAAGAUCUAGUAUGGAUGACUAUUGAUGGGAUAUGGAGUGUCUUUGAGUUACAGGGCCCAACUCCAAAAAACGAUUUUUGUCAACUCUUUGCCAAACAUGGUUUAUUAGUGAGACUAGCCAAGACGUUGAAGGAUUUGAAUACGGACAAGGAUUCUCUGGCUGCUGAAUACACGUCUAGAGUGAUACAGAUCUUUUUGAUCUUUUCUCAAGCUGAUCCUGUUAUAAAAGAGAUUAUGGCGGAGCGUGGUACUAUGAGAGUAUUGGUACAACAGCUUCGACUUCUCAGUCCCAUGUUGGUUGUCUCUCUUCUCAAAAUCAUCAAGAAUAUCUCUAUGCAUGCACCAACAUUAGAAAUGUUGCAGAAAGCACAUCUAAUAGAAGAACUUUGUCAGAUUCUAGAACGGAAGGAUGGGCCAUGCUCUACAGAAAUAUGCAACCAAGUCCUCAAUACCCUAUUUAAUUUAUGUCGAAUCAACAAGGCUCGACAAGAAGCAGCCGCAGUUGCCGGCGUCGUACCUCAUCUGCAGCACUUUAUACGAACCAAUAGUCCACUCAAACAAUUUGCAUUACCAGUAUUAUGUGAAAUGGCACAUGCUAGUGCAGCAUGUCGCAAGAUUUUAUGGAAGUACGAUGUGAUGCAGACGUAUUUGAAUUUAUUACGGGAUGCAUAUUGGCAAGUGAAUGCCCUUGAUGCUAUCUUGGCCUGGCUAUCAGAAGAAACAUCCGAAGUAGAACCAAUCCUCAUCAAACCCAUGAACGUGGAUGCCAUGGUUGGAGCCUUCUGUCUUGCAAAGACCAACGCGUUUGAAAACAUCUUGGUACCCUUACAGAAACUACUAGUUUUGUCCAAACCCUUAGCGAAAGCCAUGACCAUCCCAUCAUUUAUAAAUCGACUGGUGGAUAAACUGCAGACUCCUAAAGCACUAGUCAGGAUCAACCUGUUGAAGAUCUUGACUUCGUUGUGUGAUGCUGAUACAAGCAGUGCUAAGACCGUUAUUGAUCGAUUCUCUAUAAGGCCGGUCAUUGAGAAGCUUGGGAAGGAUGACCCGGCAGUGUUGGUGUUGGAGAUGGCUAGGAAGCUUGUGUCAUAA
Synchytrium microbalum is the source of this 3177-nucleotide messenger RNA. RefSeq lists its product as uncharacterized. Lineage: Eukaryota; Fungi; Chytridiomycota; Chytridiomycetes; Synchytriales; Synchytriaceae. Gene Ontology annotation, cellular component: cytoplasm. Bases 1 to 3177 code for a protein of 1058 amino acids. Gene Ontology annotation, molecular function: protein serine/threonine kinase activity; ATP binding; protein binding. The transcript has 20 exons. The record is from RefSeq and is a predicted model, not a curated record. Gene Ontology annotation, biological process: protein phosphorylation.